This is a messenger RNA of Ochotona princeps (American pika), 892 nucleotides long. RefSeq names its product actin related protein 2/3 complex subunit 5 (gene ARPC5). The transcript is spliced from 4 exons. Bases 59 to 514 code for a protein of 151 amino acids. The record is from RefSeq and is a predicted model, not a curated record. Gene Ontology annotation, molecular function: actin filament binding. Gene Ontology annotation, biological process: regulation of actin filament polymerization; Arp2/3 complex-mediated actin nucleation; cell migration. Lineage: Eukaryota; Metazoa; Chordata; Mammalia; Lagomorpha; Ochotonidae. Gene Ontology annotation, cellular component: Arp2/3 protein complex; cytoplasm; actin cytoskeleton.
CGCCCCGGAGCGGAAGCGGGAAGCGAGUGGGCGCGGGGGGCGCGCGGAGGCCGCGGGGAUGGCGAAGAACACGGUGUCGUCGGCGCGCUUCCGCAAGGUGGACGUGGAUGAGUACGACGAGAACAAGUUCGUGGAUGAGGAGGACGGCGGCGACGGCCAGGCGGGGCCCGACGAGGGCGAGGUGGACUCGUGCUGCCGCACAGGGAACAUGACGGCCGCCCUGCAGGCCGCACUCAAGAACCCCCCGAUCAACACCAAGAGUCAGGCUGUGAAGGACCGGGCAGGCAGCAUCGUGCUCAAGGUGCUCAUCUCCUUCAAGGCCAGCGACAUUGAGAAGGCCGUGCAGUCCCUGGACAGGAGCGGCGUGGAUCUGCUCAUGAAGUACAUUUACCGCGGCUUCGAGAGCCCCUCCGACAACAGCAGCGCCCUGCUGCUGCAGUGGCAUGAGAGGGCGCUAGCCGCAGGAGGAGUGGGCUCCAUCGUUCGUGUCCUGACUGCGAGGAAGACCGUGUAGGCCCGCCGGAACUGGCUGCCUGCCUGGGAGUGGAUGCUGCUGGUACAAAACCAACCCACCAAAUGCCAUUUCUGCCCCGUGGGUAGCGUCCCUCCUCCACUUAGCUUGCUUCCUUUCAUGUCUGUCAAGAUUGCAUAUCGAGGUUCCUUCGUGAGAACCGGGGUGAUGCGGCCCGAGCCAUGCUUCCCACGUGGUCGCAUCACCUCAGCACGUUGAGUGAUGUUGUCUGUCUGUCUGUGAGACUGCCUGUCUGCAGUGUCAUGCUACCUGCAACACACCAUCAGCCAGGCUUUGUUGUAACGAGUAGAGAGAGCUGGUCAGAAUUGGAGGCCAGUUUCCUAAUUCACUGCUAGUCAGGAAGUGAUUCAUUACAUAAAA